AUGGAAAAAGGAUCAAAUGAUGAUGUAUUUAUUACGCCCAAGAAAAGAAUAAAAUUUGGAUCAUUUGAAUUUGUUAAACCAGAUUUUAACUAUAUUAUGCCAAAUUUUCUAUGUUGCAAUGGUUCUCAUAAAAAUGGAGUUUAUAAAGGACAUGUUAAUGUUAGGAAAAAAAAUGAUGACAGGAAACAAGAUGUUUCUUCUUAUGAUAAAAAGAUCGUAAAUGAAAAUAAUUACACAUCUAAAGCAAUAGGAAAUUUUUCAAGUAAUCAAUCAAUUAAUAAUGAAAUUUCAUUAAAUUAUUCAUCCAAUACUAGUGCCAUAAAUAGGAAAGAAAAUGUACUUACUCCAACAAACUCUAAUUCAAAUGUACCUGAUAUUUUUAAAGCACCAUCAUUAGACUUCCGAAGUCCUUACAUGGUAAAUGAAAAAUCUUCUAAAGAACCAGUGCAUGAUGACAUUGAGGAUGAUUUUUUUCAAGAUAUUGAUGUUGAUUAUUUUGUAGAAGAUAAUUCUUCAGAGAAAUGUAUUAAUUAUUCAGAAAAUAACAUAAAUAAAAAAAAUGAUAAUGUAAAUAAUGUCUCUGUUUCAAAUUUCCAAGAAUCUAAUGUUUCUAAUUUGUCAGAAAAUGUAAUAGUAAUAGAUGAUGAUUUUUCCGAUGAACUUGAUGUUUGUGAAUUCAUACCACAAAAUCCUCUAUCUGUUAGUAAUAAUUCAAAUUUUGCAAAUGAAACUUUAAAUGAUUCAUCAUGUCUGGAUGAUGAAGAUAUAGAUUUUGAUAUCGAAAAUAGAGAAGACAUGCAUGGAAAAUUCCGCGGGUUUUUGAUUGACGACGGUGAAAAGUAUAUGGAUGAAACUAAACAUCUUUCAGAAGAAGUGAUUAAAAAAAUGCAUAGACAGAAGGCUGCUAUUGUAGCAUCUUUGGCCGGGGAAGAUGUUUUUAUAUUAAUGCCUACAGGAGCUGGAAAAUCAUUGUGUUAUCAACUUCCAGCUGUAAUAGAAGAUGGAGUUACAAUUGUGAUAUCUCCAUUACGUUCCUUGAUUAGUGAUCAAUGUGAUAAGAUGAACAAACUCGGUAUUAAGACAGAAAAGUUAACGAGUGACGUUACCAUGACGAACUGUAAUAAAAUUUACAAUAGUUUGUAUGAUAUUAAUAGUGGAAUAAAAUUGUUGUAUGUUACUCCUGAAAAAGUAGCUUCUGCUCCACGUUUUUCAGAAAUUUUAAGACACCUUCAACGUCAUGGAAGACUACGUCGAUUUGUAAUUGAUGAAGCACAUUGUGUCUCCCAAUGGGGUCAUGAUUUUAGACCUGACUACACAAAACUUAACACUCUUAGAGAAUUAUUUGAUAAUCCAAAAAUUCCAAUUAUGGCUUUAACAGCAACAGCAACACCUAAAAUUGUCACAGACACAAAAAGAUUAUUGGGUAUCAAUUCUUCAAAAUUAUUUAUUUCUACUUUUGUUCGUCCCAAUCUAAAGUAUGAUGUUGUAGAAAAAUCAGCAGCCAAUAAAAAAAAAUUACUUGAAGAUAUGUUUAAAAAAUAUCCAAAAGGAUCUGGUAUUUUAUUUUGUUUUUCAAAAAAUGACUGUGAUAAUGCAAAAAAACUUGUUGAAAGUCUUGGGGUAAGUGCAGUUAUUUAUCAUGCAGGCCUUUCCAGCAAAGAGCGUUCUGCAGCACAAGAUAGUUGGAUGUCAGGAAAGGCAAGAGUUGUCUGUGCAACAAUUGCUUUUGGGAUGGGUAUUGAUAAACCAGAUGUCAGAUUUGUAAUUCAUAUGACAAUGUCUAAAAGUAUUGAAGGUUACUAUCAAGAAAGUGGUAGAGCCGGAAGAGAUGGUUUACCAUCACAUUGUGUUAUUUUGUAUAAUUAUACGGAUUGUGUUAAAUUAAGAAAAUUUGUUGAAGAUCCAAUUGAAAAUGAAGAUGGAAGCAAAAUUUUAAAAUCUGAUGCUGUCAAAAAAAUGCAACAUACAAAUAUAAAUGAGAUGAUAGCGUAUUGUGAAAGUGUAUCAAUAUGUCAAAGAAAACUACUGGUAGAACAUUUUGGAGAAAUAUAUGAUUCUGCAGAUUGUAUGGCUGAUCAAGUUACUUGUUGCAAAAAUUGUAGCAAAGUAGAAAAAAAGCGAUACUAUUUAUGUGAUAUGACGGAAGUUGCUUCACUUGUUCUUAAUUCUAUUAAAUUUAUGACUCUAACUGUAAAGCAAAUUUCAGAAUGUUUAAGAGGAAAAAUUAAAAAUAGUGAUACUGGUAAAGGAAGAAAAAUUGUAGAACUUCCAAUGUAUAAUAAAACUGGAUUUUUAACAGAUACUGAUGCUUGUAGAUUAGCAAUUAAGCUUAUAACGGAUGGUUUUGCUUAUGAACAAAUUCAUACACUUGUAUGUGGAAGAAAUAAUGUAACAUUUGUUGGAUAUGUAAUGUUAAGUGAAGAUGGAAAAAGAUUUUUGUCAUCAAAUCCCACACCAAAAUUUUAUAUUCAUAUGCCUGUUGCAAAGUUUACACUUAAUGAUAUCUCUAACAGUUAUCUUAUGACUAGAGUUAAUAUCAAAGAAGCUGAAGCUUUAAAAGAAAAAUUUAAAAUAAAACAUAAAGAAGUAUAUCAAUGUGCUAAAUUUGGACUUCAAUCAUUAAGAUCCCAAAUUGCCAAAGAAGAAAAAAUAUUGGAUCCUAGAAAGAUAUUUACUGAUGAAGCUGUUGAUCAGAUUGCAGCUCUCCUCCCAAGAACUAAUACUGAGUUACUAUCAAUUGAUGGUAUGUCUUUAUUCAAAAUUAAAAAAUAUGCUGGAAGAUUGAUGUCAACAUUAAAAGAUUUUUGGAAAAUGGUUGAUAAUAAUGAUCAUGUUAAAAUGACAAGAGAAUUGGAUAUGUUAACUAGUGAUACUAAUAAAUUUAUUGGUAGCUCAGUUAAUCGAUCAACAUCAUUUAAUUCUGGACCAUCAUUUAGUAAAGGUAAUAAGUUUUCAUAUAAAUCAGGAAAAAGUUAUGGUGGAAAAGGAGGUAAAAAACGUACUGCUCCUUCUAAUUUUAGUAGUGGAGAUUCUUCUUCAUCAACCAAUACAUAUAAGAGAAAAAGAAAAGUUUAUAAUUCUGAUUUUAUUAUUAGAGAUGUUUAA
This is a messenger RNA of Strongyloides ratti, 3105 nucleotides long. RefSeq names its product Bloom syndrome protein. Gene Ontology annotation, molecular function: four-way junction helicase activity; 3'-5' DNA helicase activity; ATP binding. Gene Ontology annotation, cellular component: cytoplasm; nucleus; chromosome. The transcript has 4 exons. Gene Ontology annotation, biological process: double-strand break repair via homologous recombination. Bases 1 to 3105 code for a protein of 1034 amino acids. Lineage: Eukaryota; Metazoa; Nematoda; Chromadorea; Rhabditida; Strongyloididae. The record is from RefSeq and is a predicted model, not a curated record.